AUGAAAAAAACUACAAGCAAAUUCAACGAAAAAACAUCUCUUUUUACAACAUUAAAUGAAAAAGAUGAUGAUAAUGAUGAUGAUGAUGAUAAAUUGAGUGUCUUCGAUUUAAAAAUACCAAUUGAAUGUUGUAAUGAUAAAUCUAAUGAUAGUCUAUGUCGAAUUUUAACAUUAACUGAUGUUACUCAAGCAUUAAAUACAAUGGAAAUUCGUCAAAAUUUAUCUCGAAAAAGAACAAGUUCCUCUGACAGUGAUAUAUCAACAAUGUUACCCGAACAAAAAAUUCAAUCAACUAUUGAAUAUAAUUGUUGUCAUCUCGUUCGUUCCGAUAAAUCCUCUCGCUUAUUAUUACCAUUAGCACGUCGUGGUCGUCCACAUAUAUCAUCACGAACUUCACAUUUAUUAUGUAAAAAUUGUUCGAAAAUUAAACAAAAACAACAAAAUGAUAUUCUUCAAAAAAAACAAAAACUUCAUCAUAAUGAUGAAACAAAUUCAAUGACUAUAUUUGACACAAUAACAGAUUUAGAUAAAACAGAUGAACAAGAAAAUAAACAUCAAAUGAUGAUACAUGAUAUUCCACAUGAAAUUGAAUUUUCAUUAAUAAACGAUAAUGAAAAAAUUCAUACAAAUAAUUCUGAAUAUGGAUCAGCUCAAAUGCUUGUUUGGAAUAUUAAUACAUCAGAUAAUCAUAAUCAAACAAAUACAAUUAAUGUUUCUUAUGAUACUGGUUCAUUAACAGAUAAUGAAAAAAAAAAUUUACUUCAAGAAGCUAUACAAAAAUUACAAAUUGUACUAAGCAAUCGUCCAACGUCAACAACAACUAUACCAGAUAUUGAUUUAGACAAAAUUGAAUUUACUUAUCGGGCUUUACAAACAACAGUUAAUAUUCUUUCAUCAUCAGUUGAUACACUAUAA
Rotaria sordida is the source of this 915-nucleotide messenger RNA. Lineage: Eukaryota; Metazoa; Rotifera; Eurotatoria; Philodinida; Philodinidae. The record is from the annotation of a GenBank genome assembly.